Vigna radiata var. radiata (mung bean) is the source of this 1695-nucleotide messenger RNA. Its product is annotated as abscisate beta-glucosyltransferase-like. The coding region runs from base 1 to 1587 and encodes 528 amino acids. Lineage: Eukaryota; Viridiplantae; Streptophyta; Magnoliopsida; Fabales; Fabaceae. The transcript is spliced from 6 exons. The record is from RefSeq and is a predicted model, not a curated record.
AUGAUGGGGGUUGGAGGGGAGGUGAGGUAUCACAACACACAAUCCGCAAGUGUGGUGAUGCUGCUGUGUCCAAAGUGGCGAGAACUCCCCAGAAUGCUGGGCGAAAAUUUUGGGGAUGUCGGCAUUACAAGGGUGGAUCUUCAAGAGGGAUUUACUGCAACUUUUUCAAAUGGUGUGCUGAAGAAAAUAAUGAGGAAAGAGAUGAUGAAAGUUGUGGUGGCUGCGGGGAUUGAGGAUUGGGUUGUUGUGUUUGUGAGUCAGAGGGACAUGCUGGUUCUGGCUGAACUCCACGGUCUCGUUCAACUUCCCGUUGGCGGCCUCGUACCCUUCAGAGAAAUAUCUGGCUCCGAUGAUUUCCGGUUGCAUGAGGUAGCCGCGAAGCUCUUCCCGGCGACGCACUCGCCCUUCCAUCUCGUGCAGCAACCCGGCACGAUCGGCGGUGGUGAGACCAAGGAACUGACGGGAGCGCGUGGUGUGAAGUUGUCGAACCUAUUUGGGUAUGAGAGUGAUGACGUGGCUGAACGCCUGCAGCUUCUGUGCCUCACAAGUUCUGCUCUUCUGAAAUUCUCUGAACACUGUCAGGUUUUUCUUUCUCUCUCUGAAUUUCUCUAUUUUUCCUUUUUAUGUUUAAAUAUAUAUUUUUUCUCUCUCCUCACUCAAAAAUCACCACCACCAAACCCUCCUCCAGCACCACCACCUGCUCCUCCUCACGGAGCCUCAUCAACCAUUCUAGCCACACCGUCGACCACCCCUCUCUUUCAAAAAUCCAUCACGUGCGACCAGAAAUUAGGUCUUCCCAUCUCCAUUCACACUCUCUCCGCCGAUGUACCACAGUCAGAUAUCUUUGUCGGUCCCUUCCUGGACACCUCUGCCCUCCUCAAACCACUACGCCAGCUCCUCCUCCAACGCCGCCCGCAUUGCAUCGUCGUCAACAUGUUCCAUCGCUGGGCCGGCGAAGUCGUUUACGAGCUCGGAAUCCCCAGAAUCCUCUUCAACGGCAUCGGGUGCUUCGCUCUCUACGUCCAGGAGAACUUCAGACAUGUCGUUUUUGAGAGUGUGAGUUCAGACUCGGAGCCUUUCCUCGUUCCUAAUAUUCCCGACAGAAUCGAAAUGACGAUGUCUCAGCUUCCUCCUUUUCUGAGAAACCCAUAUGAGAUUCCUGAAAGGGUGAGGGGCAUGAAGCAAUUAGAGGAGAAGAGUUUUGGCACUCUUAUCAACAAUUUCUACGACUUGGAACCAACUUAUGUUGAUCUAAUAAAAAGCAAGUGGGGAAAUAAAGCAUGGAUUGUAGGACCAGUGUCCUUUUGCAACAAAACCAAAGAGGAUAAAUCCAAAAGAGGGAAGCCACCCACCAUCGACGAACAAAAUUGCCUGAAUUGGUUAAACUCUAAGAAACCCAGUUCUGUUCUUUACGCCAGCUUUGGAAGCCUGGCUCGGUUGCCCCCUGAGCAACUGAUGGAGAUUGCUUACGGCUUGGAAGCCUCUGAGCAAUCGUUCAUUUGGGUGGUGGGGAACAGAGGCGAAAGGGCAUUCAACUUGCCUAAGGACAUUCAACUUGCUCAAAGAAUCAGAGGCGAAAGGGCUUAGUUUUAAACCUCAUUUUUUUUGCCUUUAGGGUUUGUGUGUUCUUCAGUCAUUGAUAGUUUUUAUGUGUGCAUCUUAGAAUAUGGAGUUGGUGAAUUCUUCCAGUGACAC